Messenger RNA from Naegleria lovaniensis, 2673 nucleotides. RefSeq lists its product as uncharacterized. NCBI's taxonomy places the organism in Eukaryota, Heterolobosea, Eutetramitea, Acrasida, Naegleriidae. Gene Ontology annotation, molecular function: protein kinase activity; ATP binding. The transcript is spliced from 5 exons. The record is from RefSeq and is a predicted model, not a curated record. Gene Ontology annotation, biological process: protein phosphorylation. Bases 1 to 2673 code for a protein of 890 amino acids.
AUGGGAAACGCUCAACAAGUUGGAGCACUGCUCGGAAAGAAGGAAUUUCCAUAUGAAAUUGAGGACGUUUAUGCCGAGACGUUUCUCUGGAAAAUACAUCGUGGAAAAAGGAAAUCAGACAAUGAAGUGGUUACAAUUUUCAAAUUCGAUUUUGAUAACACCACUCCACAGGAUAAAAUCGAAUUGGCGAAAGGAAGUCUCAAACGAUUGCGUGCUAUUCGCCAUCCGAGUGUUGUAACCUUUUUAGAUGUUUUAGAAUUGAGUAACUCAAUAUUCAUCGUAACGGAAUAUGUGGUUCCGUUAUCUGUUGAAAUUCAAAACAUCAAAACGCAAUUAUCAGCUCCCGAGAUGAUAGCUUGGGGACUCUAUCAAGUAGCUAAAGCUCUCAUAUUUUUACAUGGAAAUAAUUUAUAUCAUUGUAAUGUGAACAUUGAUUCAGUAUUUGUAGAUAACGGAGGAGAUUGGAAGAUUGGUGAGCUAGGUUUUUUAACAUCAUUCCAGAGCAGCAAUGGUGGAGUUGUGAAUGCAUCCGAAGCUUCCUAUGGUGUUCCUGUAAAAAGAUUUUUCAAUUAUAUUCUCAACAAGUACAGACCUUUAGAAGUUGCAUCACAAAGAUGGGACUAUGUCGAUGCCAAUCCUUCAAAAUUGGAUUCAUGGGGAUUUGCUUGUUUAAUUUAUGAAAUAUUUGAGGGACCAAUGAAUGUGCCUGAUGACUUGAAGAAAAUUAAUCUUCCCAAGAUUCCAAAAACACUUCGUGUGGCAUUUGAUCAAUUAACUGACAAGAAUGUCAAGAUGAGAUUGGAAUUGUCAAACUUGUUAGAAAAUCCAUACUUUAACAAUUCUCUCAUUGAAAUACAACUAUUUUUGGAAAAUAUCACAAUCAAAGAUGCAAUUUCUGUAGAAACAUUUCUGAACAGACUUCCCGAGUUACUACCACAAUUGCCUCGAAAUAACAUGAAAAACAAAGUGUUGCCCAGUUUGAUACAACUUAUCAAGUUCGGAACUGCAGGACAAAAAGCAAUUGUUCCAAUCAUGAAACUUGGGUCAUUGUUGAAUGAAGAUGAGUACAAGACGGUGUUCAUUCCUAAAGUUUUGGAUUUAUUUGAAAUUGCUGAUAGAACCGUUAGAGUGAAUUUACUCAAAGGUAUUGACCACAUUGCUGUUUAUUUAACACAAGAGCAAGCAGAGAAUGUUUAUGAGCAUGUUUCAAAAGGAUUUAGAGAUACAUCCCCAAUUUUGAGAGAAAUGACUGUGAAAUCAAUGAUUGCCAUUGUUCCAAAACUUAAAGAAGACACCAUUGAUAACAGUGUAGUGAGAUACAUGUGGGCACUUCAAGGUGACAAGGAAAAUGCCAUCAGAACAAAUACUAUUAUUGCAUUUGGAAAAUUGGCACCAAGCCUUUCAGACAAAACUAGAAAGAGAAUUUUAUUGGCAGCAUUUGUGAGAAGCUUAAAAGAUCCAUUUGUGCAUUCGAGAUUGGCUGCCUUGAAAGCACUUGUAUCAACGAAACAAUACUACUCUGUAAGUGACAUGGCAGUGAAAGGGUUACCAUUUGUUGUGUCACUCACAGUCGAUCCAGAAAAGCAAGUCAGAGAUUUGGCAUUUGUUGUGUUAAACGAUUUUUUGAAAACCAUUUCGGAAGUUUCUGAACAACCAAAUUUCAAUGAAAUUAUCAAUAGCGAGAGGAACACAGAGGCAAAUUCAACCACUGCAAAUGGUACCAGCAAUCAAGGUGGCAGUGAGUCUUCCAAUGUUGGAUCUGAUUACUUCUCUUGGGCCAUGAAAUCUCUCAAAACCAAAGUAUUGGGAGAUCAUCCAACACAACCUUCGUCAGGUACCUCUUCUUCAACAACGACGAGUAGCAGUCAAAUGAGUAGUAGUAGUAGCAGCAAUACUUCUUCAUAUGGCUCAACAAGUACUCCACAAUCAUCAACCACCACCAACAACACUGGAACCACAUCCAUUUAUAAACCUGUGGUACUUUCGAGUGGUUCAACCCAACCUCAACAACCACAGCGAACGCAACCACAAGAUCCAUUCAGUCAAAUGACUGCAACUCUUCAGGCAAAAUCGAACGUGUCAUCAUCUCCCAAUAUGAAUAAGAAAUUAGAGCCACAAAAAGCAACCAAUAGCAUGAAAUUACCAAAAUCUUCAAACAACGAUGUAUUAGAUGACUUUUUCGACAUGUCUGACGACAACAAUUCCAAUACAUUGGGAAAUAUGACCACUGGAUCAUCUUCAGAGCUGUUGGACGAUGAUUGGAGUAGUUGGGAUAAUUUGGAUUCUCACUUUAAUUCAACAUCAUCUUCAACUAAGCAAUCACCCACUCCUUCUCAACAACAAAACAAAGCUUCUCAACCCUUAAAACUAAGUCACUCCACAACAACGAACAAGAGUACUGCAAGCAAUAAUCUUUUUGAAGAUGAUUUUUUUGCCUCCAUGCAAAAUAACACUACUACGACUUCCAAAAAGACAAAUAUCAUGCAACCUACAGCAACAACAUCGACCACUUCAAGUCAGCAGCAGAAUCGAAUGAGUCCAAUGUCAAGUUCAGGAACUACUUCCAAUCGACCACAAAAUAAGACACAAACGACAACAACAUCUUCUCAGAACAAGAAGCCCUCAACUUCAGGCACCAAUAAUAACUGGAGUGAUAAUUGGGAAGAAUGGUAG